Calypte anna (Anna's hummingbird) is the source of this 1823-nucleotide messenger RNA. It is a transcript of the gene OLA1, whose product is annotated as Obg like ATPase 1. Gene Ontology annotation, cellular component: cytoplasm. NCBI's taxonomy places the organism in Eukaryota, Metazoa, Chordata, Aves, Apodiformes, Trochilidae. The transcript is spliced from 11 exons. Gene Ontology annotation, molecular function: GTP binding; ATP hydrolysis activity; ATP binding. The coding region runs from base 211 to 1401 and encodes 396 amino acids. The record is from RefSeq and is a predicted model, not a curated record.
CAGGAGCCUCUCGCGCCUCUUCCUCUCAGGCGGGGGCCGCGCAGACAGCCGAGGUGAGCCCGGCCCGGCCCGGUUCGGUUCCGUUCUGCUCCCUUCCCCUACCACCCUUCGCUGAGGGUGGAGUGCGGCGGAAGAGAACCACUGGGGCUGGGCUGAGCGGUUGCCGGGAGCUUGGGAGCUGCCGCGUCUCCGGCAGAGUGCGGGGUGGAGAUGCCCCCGAAAAAGGGAGGCGACGGGGUUAAGUCGCACCCGAUCAUCGGGAGGUUUGGGACGUCCCUGAAGAUCGGGAUCGUCGGGCUGCCAAACGUUGGGAAAUCAACAUUUUUCAACGUGUUAACGAAAAGUCAAGCAGCAGCAGAAAAUUUUCCUUUCUGUACCAUUGAUCCAAAUGAGAGUCGAGUACCUGUGCCAGAUGACAGAUUUGACUUCCUGUGCCAAUAUCACAAACCUCCAAGCAAAAUUCCAGCCUUUCUGAAUGUGGUGGAUAUUGCUGGCCUCGUGAAAGGAGCCCACACUGGCCAAGGCUUGGGAAAUUCCUUCUUGUCUCAUAUUAACGCCUGUGAUGGAAUCUUUCAUCUGAUGCGAGCAUUUGAAGAUGAUGAUAUUACUCAUGUUGAAGGAAGCGUAGAUCCUGUUCGUGACAUCGAAAUAAUACAUGAAGAACUCAGACUUAAAGAUGAGGAGCUGAUCUUGCAGAGUAUAGACAAGCUUGAAAAAGUAGCUGUAAGAGGAGGAGACAAGAAAUUAAAGCCUGAAUAUGAUGUAAUGUGCAAAAUCAAGACCUGGGUAAUAGAUGAAAAGAAAGCUGUCCGCUUCUAUCAUGAUUGGAAUGACAAAGAGAUUGAUGUUUUGAACAAACAUUUGUUUUUUACUUCAAAACCGAUGAUCUACUUGGUUAACCUCUCUGAGAAGGACUACAUUAGAAAGAAAAACAAGUGGUUGAUAAAAAUUAAAGAGUGGGUGGACAAGCACGACCCGGGAGCUUUGGUCAUUCCUUUUAGUGGGGCCUUGGAACUCAAGUUGCAAGAUAUGAGUGCUGAGGAGAAACAGAAGUAUCUGGAAGAGAACAUGACACAAAGUGCUUUAGCAAAGAUCAUUAAGGCUGGAUAUGCAGCACUCCAACUAGAAUACUUUUUCACUGCAGGCCCAGAUGAAGUGCGUGCAUGGACCAUCAGGAAAGGGACGAAGGCUCCUCAGGCAGCAGGGAAGAUUCACACAGAUUUUGAAAAGGGAUUCAUUAUGGCUGAAGUAAUGAAAUAUGAAGAUUUUAAAGAAGGAGGUUCAGAAGCAGCUGUCAAGGCUGCUGGAAAAUACAGACAACAAGGCAGAAAUUACAUUGUCGAGGAUGGAGAUAUUAUCUUCUUUAAAUUUAAUACACCUCAACAACCCAAGAAGAAAUGAAUAUCAGAUGUUGUUCAUUGCUCAGAAAUAAACUGUGCUGCUUCAAAAAGCACAUGAAUUUUUAUUUAGGAUGAAAUAUCUGGAAACAAAAAGCAUACAGUUUCUACCUAGGGAACCUCCCCUCCCCCAGUGAAAUUAUUCUUGUUUGUUUUGAAUUAAAAUAUGGCACCUCCAGCAAACAUGCAAGUUCACUAAAUGUGAACAGCUUUGCAUUUCAAACGAUUAAGACCCUACUCCAAAUUGUAGAAGCUUUUCAGGAACCAUAUUACUCUCAUGAUACUUCAUUAAUCUCCAUCAUGUAUGCCAAGCCUGACACGUUUGACAGUGAGGACAAUGUGGCUUGCUCCUUUUUGAAUCUACAGAUAAUGCAUGUUUUACAGUACUCCAGAUGUCUACACUCAAUAAAACAUUUGACAAAACCA